Oryza sativa Japonica Group (Japanese rice) is the source of this 486-nucleotide messenger RNA. RefSeq lists its product as uncharacterized. Gene Ontology annotation, biological process: mitochondrion organization. Gene Ontology annotation, cellular component: mitochondrion; nucleus. The record is from RefSeq and is a predicted model, not a curated record. Lineage: Eukaryota; Viridiplantae; Streptophyta; Magnoliopsida; Poales; Poaceae.
UGGGGCACGGGUUACGGGAUGGUGCAGAGGGGGAUGGACGCCGUCUUCGGCCCUCGCACCGUCAACGUCGUCGACGCCACGUCCACUUCGUCUUCUCCGGCGCCGGCGGCCGCCGCUGCGGCUCAUCCAAUGUUGGAUGCGUGCGGCGCCCACAAGAAGGCGUUCCAGGAAUGCGUCGCCCAGCAAGGGAUCCACGUCAGCAGAUGCCAGCCCUACCUCGACAUGCUCAACGACUGCCGCCGGGACUCCGCCGCCUCCGCCGCCGUCGGCGUUGCCACCACCACCAGAAUUCUCUGAUGGAUGGAUCGCCUGCCAGCCUGAUGCAUCAUAUCCAUGAUAGCAAUGCAAUCCAUCGAUUGAUUAAAUUAGUUUGAUUGCUUGUUUAUUUAUAUCCGUUUUGCAGCCACACGUAAUAAUAAUAAUCAUGCGACGCUGUAUGCUACUGCAUGGAUGGACCUUAAUAAGUUAAGUUAAUUUAUUUGCUUC